CGUCUCCGUCUCCGACCACCCGCCUCGCCGGCCGCCGCACACCUCCGCCGUCCCAUUUACCACCCCGCCGCCGCACUAACACCAGCAAGUACCCCUCCGAACGAUACAUGCUCAACAGAUGCCACAUCCUCCGACAUGUUUCCCUACUCCGCCGCCACAUCCACUUCUCCACUCUGCCCCACUCCGACGCCGCCGCCGCCGCCACCGACCCCACUCUACUGGGCCGUCUCUCUCGUCUCCUCCUUCUCCACCGCUUCCCCGCCGCCGCCCGCCUCCUCUCCACCUCCCCGCUCACGCACGCCCUCCUCCACGCGGCCCUCCGCCGUGUCCGCCUCGACCCGGACGCCGCGCUCCACCUCUUCCGCCUCGCUCCCUACCGCCCCUCCCUCCUCGCGCACGCCCAGCUCAUCCACAUCCUCGCCCACGCCCGCCGCUUGCCCGCCGCCCGCGCCCUCCUCGCCUCGCUCCUCUCCGCCCGCUCCGUAGAGCCUCUCUUCCCCCACCUCGCCGAGGUGUACCGAGACUUCUCCUUCUCCGCCUCCUCCUUCGACCUCCUCCUCCGAGCCCAUGCGGACGCUGGCCAGAUUAAGGACGCCCUCCACGUGUUCGACGAAAUGCCAAAGUUUGGCUGCCGCCGCACCCUGCGGUCCUGCAACCGCCUGCUUAACCAGCUAGUACGGGCUGGGGACGUGGGCGCAGCGGUCUCUGUGUUUGAGCAGAUUCGGUGUACCGGGACGCUGCCAGACGAGUUCACGGUAGCUAUCAUGGCAAAAGCGUACUGCAGGGAUGGGAGGGUGGCGCAGGCAGCAGACUUCGUGAAGGAAAUGGAGGGGAUAGGCGUGGAGGUGAACCUGGUGGCCUAUCAUGCACUCAUGGAUGGGUAUUGCGGAGCAGGGCAGACCGAGGUUGCGGGAAGGUUGAUGCUAUCGCUCCAGGGUAAGGGUUUGCCACCUAAUGUGGUGACAUAUACCUUGCUUGUGAAGGGUUAUUGUAAGGAGGGGAAGAUGGAGGAGGCUGAGAGGGUUGUAAGGGAUAUUAAAGAAAAUGAGAAGAUUGUGAUUGACGAGGUUGCCUAUGGCGCGUUGAUCAAUGGCUAUUGCCAAAGAGGGGAAAUGGAUAACGCCAAUAGGAUAAGAGCCGAGAUGGUUGGUGCCGGACUCCAGGUUAAUUUGUUUGUGUAUAACACGAUUAUCAAUGGAUAUUGCAAGCUGGGGAGAAUGGUGGAAGUAGAGAAACUUUUACAGGAAAUGGAGGAUAGAGGGGUCAGUCUGGAUAAAUAUAGUUACAAUACUCUAGUAGAUGGGUACUGCAGAAAGGGUUCCAUGAGCAAGGCAUUUGAAACCUGUGACACGAUGGUAAAGAAUGGUUUCACAGGAACCACAUUAACAUAUAACACACUUUUGAAUGGUUUUUGCUCAUGUGGCGCUAUAAAUGAUGCACUUAAACUCUGGUUCUUGAUGUUGAAGAGGGGAGUAGUGCCGAAUGAAAUUAGCUGUAGCACACUUUUGGAUGGCUUCUUCAAAGCAGGUAAAACCGAGCAGGCCUUGAACCUUUGGAAGGAAAUCUUAGCAAGGGGUUUGGGCACAAACGUGAUUACAGUUAACACGGUUAUCAACGGGCUGUGUAAGAUCAAAAGGUUGGCUGAAGCAGAAGAGCUAUUUGGUAGGAUGAAGGAAUGGAAAUGUCCCGCUGACAGCUUAACAUACAGAACAUUAAUCAAUGGUUAUUGUAAAGUAGGUGACUUGGGUAGAGCUACUCAAAUUAGGAUUGACAUGGAACGUUUAGGGUUUGCUCCUUCAGUUGAAAUGUUCAACUCUUUCAUAACUGGACUAUUUGUAGCUAACCAAAGUGACAAGGUGAAUGCUGUCCUUGUUGAAAUGGGGGCAAAGGGGCUUUCUCCUAAUACAGUCACUUAUGGAGCUCUGAUUGCUGGAUGGUGUAAAGAGGGCAAUCUGCAAGAUGCCUGCAGUUUGUAUUUUGAAAUGGUUGAGAAAGGUCUGACUCCAAAUCUGUUCAUUUGCAGUGCAUUAGUGAGCUGUUUCUAUAGAGAGGGAAAGGUUGAUGAGGCAAAUCUGGUGAUGCAAAAACUUGUCUAUACUGACAUGAUCCCGAACUGCAGUGCAAGCACACUUGAUAUCGGCAAAGUAGCCCAUGCCAUUGAAUCUGCUGCUGGUGGAAAUCAUCAAUCUGCAAAAAUCAUGUGGAACAUUGUUAUUUUUGGGCUAUGCAAAUUGGGUAGGGUUGGAGAUGCUAGAAAUUUGUUUGAGGAUCUAAAAGUAAAGGGGUUCGUUCCUGAUAACUACACUUACUCUACCCUCAUCCAUGGUUGUUCUGCUUCAGGUUUUGUUGAUAUAGCUUUUGGUCUGAGGGAUGCGAUGUUGGACAUUGGUCUUACUCCAAAUAUCGUGACCUACAAUUCUCUCAUAUAUGGUCUCUGCAAAGCUGGGAAUGUUUCUAGGGCAGUCAAUCUUUUCAAUAAGUUGCAGUCAAAGGGUAUAUCUGCUAAUGCUAUCACCUAUAAUACCCUAAUUGAUGGACAUUGCAAGGAUGGUAAUACAACUGAGGCCUUCAAGUUAAAACAGAAGAUGAUAGAGGAAGGUAUCCAGCCUACUGUAUUCACCUAUUCUACACUGAUUCAUGGUCUCUGUACUCAAGGGUAUAUGGAAGAAGCAAUCAAACUUCUGGAUCAAAUGAUCGAGAAUAAUGUUGAUCCAAAUUAUAUUACAUAUUGGACACUGAUUCAAGGUUAUAUUCGAUGUGGCAAUAUGAAAGAGAUUUCCAAGCUUUACAAUGAGAUGCAUAUCCGUGGACUUCUCCCUGCCAAUUGGACUGGACAUCUGAAACAAGCAGAUCCUGUUGUAAACAACCAUAAUGUAGAUAUAUGCUGUUUAAAGACAUACAGACAGUGCUAAUAUAUUCUUUUUUGUACAUACUUUCUGUACUUGGAAGAUGCUAGUCAGUUACGGUUUGCAUGAGAAAGCGAACCACAAGGUUCCGCCUCCAACUUUGUAUGACUUGGCCACUGGCUCAACAAGUUUUUGAAGUGGUGGGCCAACAUGCAAACUUCUCGAGUCAAGAAGAGGACGCAGGACUUUGACUGAGAGAAAAAGAGUGAAAUUAUCAUGAAGGUCCUUGUUGCAAAUUUAUGUCCCUUUUCAAUUGUUAUGCGCAGAUGCACAUAAUUGUCAAGACACGGUAUGGUGAGACCAUCGUCCAACAGUGUUAAGGCUAAGAUUCAUAACAAGAAAGGAAUCUCUCCAGAAUAGCAGCACAUCAUCUCGAGCAGCUGGAGGAUGGCCACACGUUGGCCAACUACAAUGUCUAAAUGGGGGUUCACCCUUCACCUUCUUGUCCUCUGCCUCCUAUCGCAAGGGAUGCAUAUCUUCGUUGAGAGAGUGACCACAGUAAUCAUCUCCCUUGAGUCUGAAGAUCAAGAGACCCCGUACAAUAUGCAGACAGAAGAUUCUUGAGGAGCCGGGCAUUCUGCCACACCAGCAGCACCUCAUCUUUGCCUGCAAACGGCUGGAGGAUGACAUCACCUUGGCUGACUUACAUCCAAAUGGAGUCUAUCCUUCAUCUUGUCCACAACAUAAGGGGAGGAGCGGUGUAUUUCCAUGUCAGAGCACUGGCCGGCAAUAGUGUCGUCAGGCUUAGGUCUCUGAGCUCAGAUAAUACCAUUGACAAUGUCAAGAAGAGGACUCAUCAUCAGAUAAGCAUUUCUCCGGACCAAUAA
Lolium perenne is the source of this 3733-nucleotide messenger RNA. RefSeq lists its product as uncharacterized. NCBI's taxonomy places the organism in Eukaryota, Viridiplantae, Streptophyta, Magnoliopsida, Poales, Poaceae. Gene Ontology annotation, molecular function: protein binding. The record is from RefSeq and is a predicted model, not a curated record.